AUGCACCGGUCUUCAGCUGAAUCUACAAAAGACGAUGUUCAUGCGCAACGGAUGGAUCUCGGAUGCCCCAUUCACGCUCAACAGAACGAAUGCACCAGCUACGUUUAUCUGGGUCGGAAACUGAAUAUGAUGAACGACCUGACUCCCUACCUGGGCAGGAGGAGACGGGCGGCUUGGGGAGCGUAUAAGAGCAUCGAGGAUGUAAUGAAGAAGUCCAGAAACACCCGGCUCCGUGCUCACCUCUUCAACACCACCAUACUUCCUGCUUUGAAAAAUGGGCAUGUCGCAAGCAGGAAGAAAACGCGGUGA
Molecule: messenger RNA, 309 nt
Organism: Necator americanus (New World hookworm)
Lineage: Eukaryota; Metazoa; Nematoda; Chromadorea; Rhabditida; Ancylostomatidae
Exons: 1
Coding region: 1-309 (102 amino acids)
Source: RefSeq, a predicted model, not a curated record